CGGUCCGGCUCCCCUAUCCCACUCCCCACCCCGCGGGGGGUCACCAGGGCACCCCUCAGCCACUUCUAGCUCCAUCCCUGCCACCGCCUUCCUGCUCGUGCCUAAUGGCCCCUUUCUGGCAAAACCCAUCCCAAUUUCACGGGGACCCUCCUGUUCCUGCGGGUUUCGGAUGCUUCGGGCUCUUCCCCUCCGCUUGCUGCCCUUCCUGUCAGUCUCCGUCUUUGGGGCUGGGAGCGGGGCCGGCGGGGUUUCGGGGUGGCACAGGUGGGUUUUGCAUCACCCUGGCUGUCACUGCUGCGCUGUGCGUUUGGGGAGGGUGAACACCUGCGCGCCCCAGGCUCAAGCUGCGAAGCCAACCGUGUUUCUCAGCUUGUUCCCAAGUGGUGCCCCCGGGGAGCUGCAACUUGGGGUGCUGGGGCCUUUGCUGUGACACAGGAUUUCCGCUCCAGGCCAUUGAUGCCCUUGGAUCCAUGGGCCCCGCUGCAAGAGGCCGUUUUGCUCCGCUUUUCCCUCUGGAAACACGCACGCUUUGGGACGGAAGGGGCUGGCUUCCAGCCGGGGCGGGGGGGGGGGAUCCGCCUUUGGGACUUUCCAGCCGGUCCCUUUUCCCAGCAGCUUUGCUAACCCAAAGAGCCCGAGUUUGGGGCGUAGCUCCCUCCUCUCCGACGCUGUCCUCAGGAUUCAGCGGUCGGCACUUAUCCCGGGAUGCGUUUCUCUGGCUGGCGUUGGGCCGAUGUCUCCUGCAAACGGGGUGCUUUGUACCUGGAACGCCGGCUGCCCCGGGGCUGCCCCCGGCCCGGCUGCCUCCCUCUGCCCACGCAGGCUCCUGCAUUGUGGAAACCUUGCUUUGGCAGGAGCAGGGUGACACACGGAUGCAAAUGGGGGGGGGGGGCAGAGCCCAAGGAGAAAAGCUGGAGGUUUCUCAGGAGCAUUUCCAGGAGCUAAGUGUGAGUCUUCCUGUGGUGCAGCUGGACUUGGCACAGAGAAGAGACUAACGGUGAUUACACGAGCGCUUGUGAUACUGCGGACCUAAUUGCCCGGUUCUUUUUCCUAUCGUUUUUACCAAAUAUCUAAUUAAGUUGCUGAAAGCGCAUCUCUGCGGCCUGGCAGCGCCGCCGGGCUGGCACAGUUACCUGCCCCAGCCCCGAUCUGACGUCGGGCAAGCAGGGGCUGCUCUUACAAAAUUCGAGCCCUGUGUAAAUACCAGCAGGUAUUAGGAACUGAGUCAUGGCGUUAAUAGGGUUAUUAUAUGCGUGACUGGACAGAUUUCUUGCUGAGGACGGGAUUUGGUCCCUCCACCCUGCCUCGCUCGGCUCAUCAGGAGGGUUGGGCAUCCCGUGCCGCGGGAUGGACGCGGCGUUUGGGCGCUCGGCUUUUGGGAAAGAGGGUCUGGGGCAUCACCUGGCUGAUGAGCGCUUGGACGCGCUGCUGGUGGGACGGUGGGCUUCAGCCGGGGCUACGGGCAGGGGCAGCACCCCGCUGUGGGUGGGCAGCAUCUGCGGGGGAGCGUUGGGGGCAUCUCACGUCUCCCUGCCAGUGCCCGUGUGCUCCCUAAACCUUUUCCCACGCACUCCCACAUCUCCCCCCCGCAUUUAAUCAACUCCCUCCACGCCUGCGUGGAUAUGGGGCUGAGAAAGCUUCGCCGCGUGUCUGUGUCGGUGUGUGUGACGGCCUGGAGGGUUGUCCUGGCCCCAGAGCUCUGCGGUGUCCCUGCUCCCUGGGGACCAUGGCCUGUGCCCGUCUGCGUUGCGGGAGCUGCUCCCCAGCAGCUCUGGGGACCCGUUGGGGACCUUCAGGCGCUGUGUGAGCAAGGCGAAGGGUGCAAGAGGGAGAGAAGCAAGGGGGUGACCCCAGGGUGGCAUGGGGACAGCCCGGGGUCCCCGGUGGCAUCCCCAGCGCUGGCACCCCGGGUGGCAGUGGUCCCCAGCCUUGCUGCCCAGUGGCACCUCCGCGCCGGCUUGCAGGAAUCUUGUCCAGCUGGUUUUGCUCUGGGCAAGGCCAAAUCCUGCACAUGGCCAGCAGUUAGCACUCGGGGCUAAUUGCUGCACGGCAGUAGCUCGUCCAGUGAUUAGUGCUGGGGGAGCCGCUCGCCCGGGCUCGGUUCCCGUGAUGAGCUGGCUGCCGGCACAUGGUCCAGAACCCAGUUCAUCCCUGGGGCGGGGGCGAAGGCUUCGCCUGGCAUGUCCCGGCGCUUCGGAGGAGCUGGGAAAGGCGCGGGGCAAAGCGAGGAGGCGGCCGGGAGCGUUUCCCAGCGCCUGCAACUCCCCGUGUAGCUUCCUCGGCCGCCCCUUUGCUUGUUGCACACCGGCAGGCAGCCGCCUGCGUCAGCCCGGUGGUGGGGGAAGUAAAACCUUCGCCAGAGCGUGACAUUUUGCAGGUUGGUUACUUCCUGCUGAGCUGAAACAAGUUAAUAACAAAUCCUUCGGGGCCCUCCUCCUCCUCCCCAGAGACAUGGUGCUUUUGGCAAGACCCAGGGUCGAUUUUUCUGGGUAGCUGACGAAAGCAGCUUUCCUUGCCCUGCCUGUGCUGGCUUCCUGGUCUCGGGGUUGGCAAUGUCACCGCGGCAAACUGUCCCUUGCGUCAGUGCUGCUGUUGUCCGGAGGCGGUGGGGAAAUACCCUCCCACUGUGACACAGCUUCUGCCUCCACCAACUUCGUGCCACGCAGGGACGGAGCCAUCCCCGGCGCUGCAGCACGUGGAGGUGGUCGUGUGUGGGGUCCUGCCACACAGUCGCAUCCGCUUUCUCUGAGGGGUUUCCUCGCCAGGUCCGUGCCUCUUGUCAUUGCAUCCCACUGCCAGAGCGUGUUCUUUCCUCUUCCUCCUUGUUUGCCUACUCAGAAGAUGAUGUGAAUGGGCUGUAAGAACCAGACAAGAUGGACGGAGAGCUGCCCUGCGCUGAGGUGGAUGGAGAAGUGUCCUCUGCCACCGAGGAUCUGGGAGGAGAGAUGCCCUGUGCGGAGAGCGAUACUGAAGGAGACGUGCCCUGUACUGAGAGCGAUGCAGAAGGAGAGAUGCCCUGCGCUGAGACCCACACAAAAGAAGCAGCACUUUGUGCUGAGAGCAGUGUGGAAGGAGAGAUGCCCGGCACUGACAGCGAUGGGGAAGGGGAAAUGCCGUGUGCCGAGGGUGAUGCAAAAGGAGAGGCGUCAUGCUAUGAGAGUGAUGGGGAAGAAGUACCGGAUACUGAAAUCCCUGCUGCUUCAAAGAAAAUGUCUUCUAUUUCUUCUCCCUUGCGGGCAAUCAUCCGCCUGCGACGACAAUACCGGGUGCAAAAGAAAAGCCGUCUGCAUUUAGAGAUCCCUCGAGAAAAGUCUUCAGAGCUUGUCCAUACGAGGCUGCUUCAAAGGCAGCUUUCCCUGAACCGAACUAGCCUGUAUGGCCCUUCCAUGUCCUUCUUUAAUCAGACCAGCUCUGAAACUUCCCAGUACUUCACCUUUGACACGUCUGUGGAGCAGUAUGCGAUGAAAAAAUGCAGGCGGAAAAAGAAUCGAAGGAAAUCUAGGAUAGUCCUGUAUCCAGAUAAAACAAAACGAUACCUUCCAACAGAGGAGAAGAGCAAGGCAAAACGCUGCCUCCUCUUGCUCAUUGCCAUUAUCUUCUUCCAGAUUCUCAAUGCGAUAGAGAACCUGGAUGAUAACCUCCAAAAAUAUGACCUAGAUGGUUUAGAGAAAACAAUGCACCGGGAAGUAUUUGGGCAGAAGGUUGCUGUGGAAAGUAUUAUGGAAUUACUGAAAGACUAUCUGGCUACCCACAUACACAAUAAGCCUCUUGUAAUCUCUUUAAAUGGCCCAACAGGAGUUGGGAAGAGUCAUGUUGGCUGGUUGCUGGCCAAACAUUUUCGUUCGGUCAUGGACAAUGACUUUGUGCUUCAGUACUUUGUUAUGCAUCACUGCCCCAGCGGGGCGGCUCCUCUUACUUGUGAAAUAGAUUUGUCUAAGAAGAUUUCUGACAUGGUUACAAGAGCCGAAGUAGAGGAGAAGAUACCAUUGUUUAUUCUGGAUGAGGUUGAACUCAUGUCUCCAGUCUUGCUGGACGCUCUCAGCCGAUUCUUUGAACCCAAUCAAACUAACGAGUUCCUCAAUGCCAUCUACAUUUUAAUAAGCAACAUAGGAGGUGCUGAAAUAACAAAGUUUGUUAUCCAGAAUGCGUCUGCCGAGCUUCUGCAUCAGCAAAGGGGAGUUGAAGAACUGCUGAGCAUCGUCCAGCCUGUACUGAUUGAUGCCCACCCUCUCUGGAAAUCUGCAGACAUCAUCCCAUUUGUUCUUCUGGAGAAGACCCACAUCAUAAACUGCUUCCUAGAGGAGAUGAGGAGGGAAGGGCUGUAUCCUGACCAGAAGCAUAUUGAAAAUUUAGCGAGUCAGCUGAGUUACUACACUACAGGGGACAAGCAGUACUCCAGGAUGGGCUGCAAGCAAGUUGUGGCCAAAGUCAACCUGCUGUAGUGAUUUACUGCAGAGACCGAGUACUACUUUCAGGAUUUGCAAAAUUCUGGGCUUAUGGAGGAGUACGUUACAGCAGGCUGUGGCCAAGGUGUCCUUUCCCAGCCCUGCACUGACUCUGUCCUGGUCGAGGUAGAGGGACGGCAGCCUGGGCUCCUCUGCAACGUGGUCUCUGUUCUCCUCCAGAUGCUUCACUUGUUCCUAAUGUUCUGUGAAUAAGGCACAGGCAACGAAGCCCAAGCAACCUGCCAUUAAUUGUGAGCUGCUUUGUUCCUCAUGUUCUCAUUUGGGAUACUUGUCAUUAAGGAGUUGUGAGAUGAGAACAGAGGCUGUGGGAUGUAAAUAGGAGGAGGAAAUAAUAACCGGGUUACUGUCCCUGCGGUACACGUAGCCGUGUAUCACUCCUUCUCCAGGCUCACCGUCUUCAGCUCUUCACUCUUCUUGCUCCUGGCUGGUGGUGUGCAGAGCAGAGGCAGUGCUGGACGCCUGGGAGAACUGAGAGAAGUUGUUGCUCCUCUUCCCCCAAAUGCGUGGGCAGUCAGAACUCUGCUUUCUCCAGCUCCUACGUGACCGUGUGCUCCAGAGACUGCUUUUUGGACCUGUUCCUGAGCUGUUGCUCCUCUGAGCUCAUACCUGAGCUCACCUUUGGCACCUCCAGCGAGAUUUCUGCCCUGCAAGUCUGUUUGGACUCGCCUUGAAGACUGCCCGGCUGUGCCAGUCGGUGCAGAAAUAACCACCGGAUUGUUUCAGGUCUGGUGGUGACAACUCGUCCUGAGAGCUCUUCCGCUUUUUGUUUCUGGGUGCACUUCACCAUGCUCAUUAUCUAGAAAGCCCGAAAUAGCAACUGACAUAUAUUAAGCAACACACACUGGAAAAGGCAGUUUGGGCUGUCUGGGCCGAGAGCAGUAGGAAUCCUGGGCUUGUCCCAGUCCUGUGAGGCCAAGAAGAGGUUCUUUGCCACUGAGCUGCCUGGAAGCUCCUCGGUCCUUGUUUUGAGCAUGCAAAGUGAGCAGGUAUUUAUGACAUUACUCUUUCAGGUUUUGGGCCUAAAUCCCCUUUUACAAUUUGCUGUGAAUUAUCAUAUAUGCAAUCCUGUGGAUCUUUGCACUGGUUGUUUGAUUUGCCUCUGUCUAAUUGUUGGUCUCCAAAGACUUCCAUCACAAACUCCUGCUUCCAGAGCUAUUGUCAGGAAUAAAUCCAAACUGUCCUGAAUAAAAUCAUUAAAAGUACUUUUCCUUUA
Grus americana (Whooping crane) is the source of this 5679-nucleotide messenger RNA. RefSeq names its product torsin family 4 member A (gene TOR4A). The record is from RefSeq and is a predicted model, not a curated record. The transcript is spliced from 2 exons. Gene Ontology annotation, cellular component: endoplasmic reticulum lumen; nuclear envelope. Bases 2874 to 4442 code for a protein of 522 amino acids. Lineage: Eukaryota; Metazoa; Chordata; Aves; Gruiformes; Gruidae. Gene Ontology annotation, biological process: negative regulation of apoptotic process. Gene Ontology annotation, molecular function: ATP binding; ATP hydrolysis activity.